GCCAUGACGGAUAAGGCGAAUAUAACUCACUCCUCCAUUCGAAUGAAUACAUAAGCGCGUGACUAGUGAAUGGAUUGUGACAAUCGUUAAUAUAAGCUCUCGUAAACCCUUUCGCGAUGCUGACGUAAGGCUUCAUUUCUUUAUUGUUCCUUUUCAGUGAGGAAAAAAGCUUUUGUGGAUUUAUUAGGUACGAAUAUGUCUCUCGUCCGGAAUUCAAACUCUCCAAAUGCUAGAUGCUAUGAAUGAAAUGGAAAACUUGACUUCUUCGAGAAAUGAAGCUUUAAAAUUAUUUGUUUGGCCGAGAACAAGCCAAGGUAGCAUGACGAUCAGACUGAGAUGUAUCGUUAUCACUUUUGUUGUGGUAGUCUUUCGUACUUACACAAACGCCGAAGAUACUCUUAAUUGGGAUAGUGAAUGGAUUCCAUCUAGCAGAGAGUCUAUGUUAUACCGACGGUCCACUGACUCAAAGAGUAAACUCACCGAAGACGUUCAAGGUCGCAAUUAUGCUGUUCAAGAGUCUCCUUAUAAUGAAACUGACAUAAAUCAGUUAAUUGAACAGAUUAUCAAUUCGAGACGUGAAGGCCGCAUUCUAAAUGAAUACGAUGAAGUUUACGCGGACGGUAAUAUUGAUCAGGCUUUAAUGCAAGGCAACGAUGUACAGGCCCGCAAUUUAGUCCGCGAUAAACUUUGCGCCUUAGGGUUAAUGAAUUGUGAAAGCGUUGAAAGUAAACGCCCAUUCUACUCAGGUGUUUACGCCCAACCAAAUAAAUACGGAGGCGGACCGUAUGGUCCAGCUAGGCCUAUGCCACCUCCUGGUCAUUUUAAAGGCCGCCCUGUGCCAAACCCCUCCGGCCAUAACUCCUUUGGGCCACCACGAAAAGUUGGCUACGAUGGACCUUACAAGCCUCAUCAUUACAGACCGUCCGGACCAGGACCUAUAUAUAGCGGCUCUAGCUUGUUAGAGUCUCCACUAGCGCCCGGUAUACACACUCCGUCCUCGGCCAUUUUUAGCAAACCUCCACCGGGAGCCAUCAUUAUUGGUAGCAAGCCGCCCCCUGGUCCCAUUUUUGCUAAUAACAAUAACGCUCCUCCUUAUAACUUUGAAGCGCCCGAAAAAAUACAAUAUGCAGGCUCGCAACAGACAAACUUCUACAGUCAUCAGACGGCAGCAGCAUCAGCUUCCAGUUCUAACGUGGUCGUUAAUGAACCAGCUACUUCUGGCAAUUUGCAACAGCAUGUUCAUCAUCAUUAUCACCACGUAGAAGGCUCAGACCAAGGCAAGCUGCCAUCGGUUGCCAUACCCAUUAAUGCUGGACAGAAUAUUAAUACAGACUUCUCUGCUUUGGCUCAAUCUUCUGCUAGUUACACACCACAACUUCAAGGUGGCUUCACUCAGUCUCCCGCCUAUACCGGUGGCUUUAAUAGUGCCUCCCAAGGCGGCCUUAUAUCGCAAAACAUUAAUAAACCUUCUAGUCUAGGACUAGGCUCUUAUGGAUCAAAAUACACUCAAACAAGCAAUUUAGGUUCAAAUUAUCAUACCCAGAAGCCUGAUUAUUAUAAAAAGGAGUUACACAAUAUUGAUGGUCUGUCAGCUUCCAGUAAUUUCAACAGUUUGACAUCGGGUUAUGCAACACAGUCCCAAUACUCUGGUAAUGGUAUUUAUGAUACUUCGCGAAAUCAAUUCAUUGAAUGCCAAUGUGUACCAUAUAAUCAGUGCCCUGCUUCCGAUCGAAUUGGUCGUAAAGAAGAUUUAAUUUUACCUAUUGACCCUCGUAAUUUGGGCAAAGAUAUUGAAGCGUUGAGUGACGAAGCAGCCGCAAACGUUACUCUUCCAGAUAUUCCAACACAAUCGCAGCCAGGAGAGAACUCUAACUCAGACGGGACUGAAGAGAACAGCAAGCGCAGCAAACGCGAAGCUAUCAAAGCCGAAGACAAACAAUCAGAAGAUGAAGAAGAUUUACAUUUGGACGCAGAAGGGCGUCAAUUACUGGAGGCAUCACAGGCCCUACAAUUAUUACAGCGCAAUAUCUUGCCCACUUAUGGCGUUUCGUUUGGUUUGCCUUAUCCUAGUAAUCCGUCGGGAUAUCCACCUAACGUUUUGGGUGAAAAUUAUCCUGCGCAAAAUCCUUAUUUUGGUUCCAUAGGACCGAACGGACUCAAUCUGGGUUUAGUCAAUGUAAAUCCUUUAGUUUCCAUUCAGGUUCAAAAAACCGACUACGGCGAGAAAGUAGUUAAGCCUUUGAUUAAUUUGCAUGUGACCCCAAAUCUAAAUAUUUUGAAAAAAGUAAGCGGCUUAUUUAAACCUAAACCACAAUUUAUACACAAUACUCAUUAUCAUCAACACGAUCAUUUCUCGGAAAUUUUAUAUGAUCACCAUCACGAUGAAAUUCUAACUAGUCCCGAACACAUUGAACACUACUCGCCUAGCAUGGAAAUGCUACCCAAUAAACCGAUAUUUGAAUAUCACGAUAACGGACCAGGUUUACCACCUUUCGGUCUUUAUGAUCAAAAUCAUUAUGCCGAUCAUUAUGAACAUGACGACAGGCCUGGUUAUGCCAAAGAAACAAUUUACGAGGCCGAACAAAUUAAAGAUGUGCCGAACUUUGCACUCUCGGACAAUGACUAUGAAAAUCUAGACGGCAGUCGUCGACAAAGCAAAUUAUUAAAACUACCAAACGAGAGUAAGCGUGAGCAAGAAAUGAAAAAUGGCCUGUCCUUAAGUGAAAGCCAAGGAAGUAAUUAUGUAGCAUUUCCUCGAGAUCGUAAAAGACGGCAUAUUCAAGAUCAUGAAACUGAAUCAGCGCAGCUUGAUAGUACAUUGGCUAAAUUCGUGAAAGAAAAGGAGCGUGCUUAUUAUGGUAACCGACCCGUUGAGAAAAACUGCCGUAUUGAUGAGGUGUGUUGCCGUCGUCCAUUGCCUCCCGUUCAAUUAGCUCAGCAGUAUGGCCGGUGUGGCGUGCGUAAUGCGGCCGGUAUUACGGGACGUAUUAAGAAUCCAGUUUAUAUUGAUGGAGAUAGCGAGUUCGGCGAAUAUCCUUGGCAUGUCGCAAUUUUGAAAAAAGAUCCUAAAGAAUCGAUUUACGCUUGCGGUGCUACAUUAAUUGAUGCUCAACAUGUCAUUACAGCAGCUCACUGUAUCAAAUCGCAAAAUGGUUUCGAUUUAAGAGCUCGUUUGGGUGAAUGGGACGUUAACCAUGACGUUGAAUUUUUCCCCCACAUUGAACGUGACAUUGUUUCGGUUCAUAUCCAUCCGGAAUACUAUGCGGGCACUUUGGAUAAUGAUUUGGCCAUCUUGAAACUUGAUCAUCCGAUAGAUUUCUCAAAAAAUCCUCAUAUUAGUCCCGCUUGUUUGCCCGAGAAGUUUUCCGAUUUCACUGGAUCUCGCUGUUGGACAACAGGUUGGGGUAAAGACGCUUUCGGCGAACAAGGAAAAUACCAAAAUAUUCUUAAAGAAGUCGACGUGCCUAUAUUAUCUCAUCACCAAUGUGAGAAUCAGUUACGCAGCACUCGUCUCGGAUAUAAUUAUAAACUUAAUCCGGGUUUCUUGUGUGCCGGCGGGGAGGAGGGUAAAGAUGCCUGCAAAGGUGACGGCGGCGGACCAUUGGUUUGUGAACGCAACGGUAUUUGGAAAGUGAUUGGAGUCGUGUCUUGGGGUAUAGGCUGCGGACAAGUCAACGUACCUGGAGUUUAUGUACGUGUUGCACAUUACCUCGACUGGAUACAUCAAAUCACGCAGUAUUACAAAUGAUUGAGAAACACGCAUACAAUCAACAAUUGUAGUAGCUAUUGUUUAAAGCAAGAUAUAUUCCAGUUUCAUUAUCCGUAGCCAUUUAUUUAAUGCUUUCGUCAAUUUUUUCCAUUUUAUUUAUUAUUAGCAUUUUAAGCAUUUCGAACUAGUUUGCACCUUCAACACUUUCGUUUUAUUUAUUAUUUUACGAUGAUAAAAAUUUCUUGUUCGUAAAGUUUACUACUAAUGUGAUGUGAUUUAUACGUAGCUUCCCAAACCAUUCAAAUAAGUAGAAAGAAACGUGGAAGAGAGUGCAAAAAAACAACUCCUAAUUAUUUAUUAUUUUUUAUCUGUAUUUGUAAA
Messenger RNA from Glossina fuscipes, 4090 nucleotides. RefSeq lists its product as uncharacterized. Lineage: Eukaryota; Metazoa; Arthropoda; Insecta; Diptera; Glossinidae. Bases 227 to 3748 code for a protein of 1173 amino acids. Gene Ontology annotation, biological process: proteolysis. The record is from RefSeq and is a predicted model, not a curated record. The transcript is spliced from 5 exons. Gene Ontology annotation, molecular function: serine-type endopeptidase activity.